This is a messenger RNA of Talpa occidentalis (Iberian mole), 1851 nucleotides long. Its product is annotated as grpE protein homolog 2, mitochondrial-like. Bases 35 to 709 code for a protein of 224 amino acids. NCBI's taxonomy places the organism in Eukaryota, Metazoa, Chordata, Mammalia, Eulipotyphla, Talpidae. Gene Ontology annotation, biological process: protein import into mitochondrial matrix; protein folding. The record is from RefSeq and is a predicted model, not a curated record. The transcript has a single exon. Gene Ontology annotation, molecular function: protein homodimerization activity; adenyl-nucleotide exchange factor activity; protein-folding chaperone binding. Gene Ontology annotation, cellular component: PAM complex, Tim23 associated import motor.
GCUUGCGCCGCUCGCUUGAGCCGAGGUCGGGAACAUGGCCGCGCGGUCCCUGUGGGCGGGCCGGCGGCGGUUGCAGCGCCUCCUGGCCUGGAGUGCCGCCUCUGACGGCAGAUGGAUGCGUCCUUUCAGCACUGCCACCCAGAGAACCACUGGCGAGGACUGCAGUUCCGAGGACCCUCCUGAUGAGCUUGGGCCCUCUCUUGCAGAAAGAGCCUUAAAGCUAAAAGCUGUUAAACUGGAGAAGGAAGUCCAGGAUUUAACAGUGAGAUACCAAAGAGCUGUAGCUGAUGGUGAAAACAUAAGAAGGCGAACCCAGAGAUGUGUAGAAGAUGCCAAGAUAUUUGGAAUUCAGAGUUUCUGUAAGGACUUGGUGGAGGUGGCAGACAUUUUGGAGAAGACAACAGGGUGCAUUUCUGAAGAAACAGAGCCUGGGGACCAGAAGCUCACUCUGGAGAAGAUCUUCCGAGGGUUGUCACUUUUAGAGGCAAAGCUGAAAAAUGUGUUUGCUAAGCAUGGCCUGGAGAAGAUGACACCCAUCGGUGACAAAUACGACCCUCAUGAGCAUGAACUCAUUUGUCACGUGCCUGCUGGUGUUGGGGUGCAGCCUGGCACUGUGGCAUUAGUCAGGCAAGAUGGCUACAAGCUUCAUGGCCGCACCAUUAGACUUGCCCGGGUGGAAGUGGCGGUGGAGUCUCCGAGAAGACUCUAAAUAGGCCAUCGGGAACUGAGCGCUCGCCCAGAGUGCAGUCACCUGUGUCUCCUUUAUUUAUUAAGCUAGGUUUGUAUUGUACAUGAGGUACUUCAUGUGGUCUGGGUUGGAUUUAGUCAUAUUGGCUUUAUUUCUGAGAUACUGUUCAUUUCACGUGACCUGUUUGGUCUCAUCAGAAACCUUGCCCUUGGGCAUUUGAACAAUGUGACAAGUGUUUGUAUGACCUUUAUCAGAAUAUGUUUAGGAAAAUUGUUUUUAAAUUGAUACUUUGUUCACUUUCAUUCCAAAAUCUUUUUGAAAGGUAAAGACAAGUAUAAGUUUGUGUAUUUUCAAAUGAUUGUUCCUCUUUAAUGUCUCUACCAUGGUUUGUUAGGAUCUUAUAUUUUGUGGGAAAAGGAGAUGAUAAGGAUUGGUUCAACAUUUGGGUACUUAGAUGAUAAAACAUUGUAAUUGUACGAAUUUAGAUCAUUUGAGUUGAUUUUUAUACACUUGGAUUUUCAGGACAUUUUAAUUUUCCUUUUAGCAAUCAUUUGUCCUUGUAUGCCCUGUCAGGCACAUGUCAUAGUUCCCCUCAUUGUUCCUUUCUGGCUCCAUUUACAAGAACUAAAGGUCCAGGCAAGGCUUGGAAGGCAGGGAACAUUGAAACAUUGGAACUACCCCAAAGCCUUGUGAGGAAGGAGGACCAGCAAACCUGGUGCUGAGUAUCUUCAACUUACUUUCAGCCUCCCUGGGUAUAUAAUCAUUUCUGGGAAAUGAGGCAGCACAAGCAGCUUAUUUUAUAAAUUGUUCUGUGUAAGUAAUUUACCUACAGUUUUUCUUUCAUGAGCCCUGAAAUCUAGUUUGCCUUGUUAUCCUUUACCUAUUCAUUAAAGAGAAGAUGGUCAAGACAAAAAUGUUAGGUUCCCACCAUUUCUCAUUUUCAUUGAGUUACACUAAUUUUUUUUUUUUUUUUUUUUUUCCACAAAUCACUACCUCUGUUACAUUGACAAACUUUAGUUCCUAGUUAUUAUGUCAUGGUGUAAACAUCUCACUCCCUUCUAUGUAUUUACCUGGGGUCAUUGAGCCUAUGUGUUUCUUAUUUUUUCGGUAUUGCUUAUAACUAGUAGUCUGUAAAUGUGUUGUUCAAUAAAUGGGUUAGCAAA